This is a messenger RNA of Notodromas monacha, 1124 nucleotides long. The record is from the annotation of a GenBank genome assembly. NCBI's taxonomy places the organism in Eukaryota, Metazoa, Arthropoda, Ostracoda, Podocopida, Cyprididae.
UUAUUUAUUUUUUCAGUAGGAAGAUAUGAAGUUUUUAUCCUUGUUGAGUCGGGGAGCGGUUUCGCGAUUCACUUGGAGCAGGUUCUCGAGUUCAGUGGCCAAGGAUGAUCCUGCCAAGUACUUUUUCAACCCGGAGAUUCAUGCUUUGCUCAAGAAGGUGACGGGUUAUGACGAGGCCAAGAUUUUUGCGAGGCUGCCGAGACGAGAGAAUAAAAGAGCCCCGCGAUACGAAUUCAUGAUGAAGAAGGAAUACGAAAAGUUGGUGUCGGAGUUUCACGAGAAGGGCAAACGAUUGCUUCAAAUGCCGCCGGUGGUGAAGGAAAGGGAAGACGUGGAAGAGUUGCUGAGUGAUGAUCCUGAGCUCAAGGGCUACGAUUCGGCAAAAUAUGUGUUCACAGACAUAACUUACGGUGUUUCCGAAAGGAGCCAUCUGAUGGUGGUUCGAGAGCCGGACGGGAAGCUGAGAAAGGCGAGAUGGGAGGAACGGGAUCGACUGAAUACGAUUUACUUUCCUGUUCGAGGACGACUUCAUAGGAAUCCGGAAAUGUUUGAGAACAAAGAAAACUUGGGUAAAGCUCUGGAACGGAAGGAUUACUUGUUUGUGCUGAACAGGGCGUGUUUGCAGUUUGACCCGGACCACCCGAAUUACAAAUGGGUCGUUGAACAGACCUAUGAGCACAUCAAUGCCCAGAGGGCACACGAAGACCUGCGUUCCACGCGACACUACGGCCCAAUGAUCUUCCACCUGGCCUGGACAAAGAACAUCGACAAUGUCGUGGUGGAUCUCAUUGACAUGGGCAGGUUGCGAGAUGCGUCGAACGUCAUCAAAGUGUAUCACUUGAUUCACGGGACGGAAGUUUCUCCUGAUUUGCACCUCGAAAACCCAUUGGAAUAUGUCAAACAAUAUGCUGAGACGCAUUCUUUGAAGAAAGGCGUGUUGACUCUUGCUUUGCAACACUUUGAGCAAAGUGCUGAAGAAGCUCAAAGCGGUUGAAUUGUUGUGCAUGGGUCAUGAAUGAACUCGCUUUUCUGUUCUCAAGCCAAAAACUGUUGAGUUGGUUUUCAGGUUAUGUGAGGAAAAAAACAACUGAAGCAUGGGGCAAUAAAUUGCAUCUAUGGCAUAA